AUGUGGAGAGUUAUAAAGAAAGAGAAUUGUAGUUCAGUGCCAGAAAAUGAGAAUGUAUCAUUAUCACCAGAAGGCACAAAAGUUAUAGACCCAAAAUUAGCCAUGACAAAAUUCAAUGAAUACUUCACUUCACUGACUGAAGACAUCAUUCAAUUAAAUUGUAAAGGAUCAGUUAAAAGUUUCUCCAGCAAAUCGGUGAUCUUGGAAGCCUCCAUGUAUGUUUAUCAAACAAAUCCUGAUGAAAUUAUAAACAAAAUUAAAUCAUUAAGCAAUAAAAUGUCAAGUGCCCUUGAUGAAGUACCUGAUUUCAUAUUAAAAGCAUGUGCUCACCACAUAGUAAAACUGUUGGCAAAAAUUUUCGACCUCUUUCUCUCUAGAAAUUGGUGUCUUUCCAGAUACUCUCAAAAUAGCAAAAGUUUCACCAUCUCUAAAAAAAAAGGUUCUUCUGAUGGAAUAUCAAACUACCAAAUUGUGUCACAGUUAAGUUCCUUCUCAAAAAUUCUACAAAAACCUUUUUAUAACAGAAAGCCUAAAUCCACACAGACAGUGAUUUCUGAAUUCUUAGACUGUGUUGUGAAAUCCCUUGAUCAACAUAAAUUAGCUGCAGGUAUUUUCCUAGACCUGUCAAAAGCCUUCAACACCUGGACCAGAGCAGUCUGCUUGAAAAAUUACAAAUAUGUGGAGUAA
Messenger RNA from Schistocerca gregaria, 687 nucleotides. RefSeq lists its product as uncharacterized. The transcript has 2 exons. NCBI's taxonomy places the organism in Eukaryota, Metazoa, Arthropoda, Insecta, Orthoptera, Acrididae. The coding region runs from base 1 to 687 and encodes 228 amino acids. The record is from RefSeq and is a predicted model, not a curated record.